AUGGCGUGCGGCCGCUUCUGGACCUGGCAGGUCCUCCUCACCAUCUCCGUGCUUUUAAUCCCCGCCGCUGCGCACGGGAGGCAUUCAAUGACUAGACGUCACCAUCACCGCAACCAGUCAUCCAUCAGCCGAGAAACCUCCAAUACCGGAAUGGGCCUAAGCGAAGACUCGGCAGAGCGAGACCACCUGAUUGAAGCGGGGCGUCCCAUUUUUUCCAAACAUCACCGCUCCCAUAAACACAUUCAUCCAGAUCCAGAUCCCGUGGGCGAGGAGCUCACCGCAGGAGGAGCGGGACCGGAUCAAAACCCAUUGUCUGACGACAUAAUCGCCGUGGAGUUCCACAGUCCGGCACCGGAGAUCCUACCGGCUGAUGAUCUACCGAAACCGCAGAAACAAAAAGGAGGCGAUCCCACAGCUUGGACGCUGUCGGAUUUUUACGACUACCUGUCCCCCGAUGACGACCUCUCGGCGUCUGCACCCACCCAAGAGCCGGAACCGUCCCCUUCGCCCCCGGCUGACAUGGAAGACGAGAACCCGCUUUUGGCCAGCGCUCCCGUUCGUCCUGUCAACGCCCAACCCCCAGGAGAGAAUAAACCCGUCUCACCUUCGCUAGACAACGAUGAGAACUUGAGCUUGGGAGGCGCCAUGGGAAGCGACGGGUGCAGGCUGGGUUUCGUGCGCUCGGGACCCGGCAUUUGCGUCUCUCAGUGCGACGUUGAACCCAAUUUCUGCUUCAAUGAAGGUGUUUGCACUGUUGUGGCUGGAGUAGGAGCUUUCUGCAGAUGCAACGUGCAAGACUACAUCUGGAACAAAGGCACGCGCUGUGACUGGGCCGUCACCGAAUUCCAGGUGAUGAGCGCGCUAGUGGGCGUGGCCUCGGUGUCGCUCCUCCUCAUCUUUAUGAUCGUGGUAUUCUUCGCGAAAAGACUGCACCGACUCAAGAAAGAAAACAAGCGGCUUCGCAAGCGCAGUAAGUACCGUCCGCAGAGCACCGAACCUCAAACGGACGGUCUUUCGGUGUCCACCACCGCCGACGGCUCUCAGCCAAACGUAAGGAAACUCUGCGAUUCUCCUCCGCCCGUGCCCCAAGCUCAUACUCACAACCUGGCGUACUAUGACAACAUUAUCUGUCAGGACGACCCCCAGAAGCAGGAGGACCCCGCCAAGUCCCCCGCAGGCAAAGAAGAGGGCGCCAUGAACAUCCUCAACUCUCAUUCCCCUAAACACGAGAACAACCGCCCUAACUCGGUGGUCCGCGACAGCGCCGACGACAACACCGAGGACGGCGUGACAAUCGGUCUGGAGGUGCUCCUCCCCAAAGACGCCAAGCUACGUCCCGAGAAGAGCCCCCCUGUCCAGUACGACGUCUUCCUCUACAAAGUGACCAACAACGGCGAGCCGCCCGCUUCCAACUCUCACCAACACGCCUCAAAAUCCCCCAAAAAUACAAAAUCCCCUAAACGCAACAAGGAUCACCGCCACCGCCACUCCUCCCCGUUCCUGCACCCCUCACCCGGCGGAUACCCCACACCCAGUCGGCACUCGGCGCCCGGGGGGUGCUCGGCCCCCGUGCGCCACCCGAGUGCCCACCCCUGUCCUCGAUCUCGCCCUUCCAGUUCUUUCUACUCCGGCUCUGAACGAGACGAAUCACGGAUUCGUCCGUCUCCUUCAUCUCCUCAUCUCACUCAAUCCUCGCCAUCAAGAAGCAAGUGCAGCCCGGUCAGCACCCGGUCCUUACCGCCACUUUCAUGA
Molecule: messenger RNA, 1752 nt
Organism: Nerophis lumbriciformis (worm pipefish)
Lineage: Eukaryota; Metazoa; Chordata; Actinopteri; Syngnathiformes; Syngnathidae
Source: RefSeq, a predicted model, not a curated record